AUGAAAGUAGGUUUUGCUCUGUUUCUUGUUCUUCUUGUUUCGGUUUCAGAGGCAAAAAUAACGAAACAGAAUAUUGGAAACUUCCUUCGAUGUCUUCGCUCUCGGACCAGUCCCCUGAAUCCGAUAACCGAAGCUCUCUACAAUCACGAUAACUCCACCUUUGUGUCCACUUACGUAUCCUACACGAAAAACAAAAGGUGCUCAAACCCUAACGACACAAACCUAAUAGCCAUUGUUGCUGCAAAACAUGAAUCUCAUGUUCAGGAAACCGUGGUCUGUGCAAAGUCCAACGAGAUCCAGAUACGAAUCCGAAGCGUUGGUCACGACUACGAAGGUCUUUCUUACAUCUCAUCUGUGCCGUUUGUUAUUCUCGACAUGCACAAUCUCCGGUCUAUUACCAUUGACGUGUCCAACAAGAAAGCUUGGGUUCAAGCUGGUGCUACCUUGGGAGAGCUCUACACCAAAAUCGCUGAAGCAAGCAAAACGCUGGCGUUUGCGGCUGGCGUUUGCCCUACGGUAGGAGCGGGAGGACACAUUAGCGGCGGAGGAUACGGAAAUCUGAUAAGAAAGUAUGGAAUCUCGGUGGAUCAUGUUGUUGAUGCUCAGUUAGUUGAUGCCAAUGGCAAGAUCUUGAACAGAGCUUCCAUGGGAGAAGAUUUGUUUUGGGCCAUUCGUGGUGGUGGCGGUGCGAGCUUUGGCGUUAUCCUCUCCUGGAAAAUCAACCUCGUCGAGGUCCCAGAGACCUUGACAGUGUUUAAGGUCAACAAAACAUUGGAACAAGGAGUCAAUGAUGUCCUCUAUAAAUGGCAACUUGUCUCUAGCAAAUUGCCUCGAGAGCUUUUCUUGAGUGCAAUGCCACAAAUCACGAAGGGAGCAAAAUCCGACGAGAAAACCAUUGCGGUUGCGUUCUCCGCUCAGUACUUAGGCUCAGCAGAGAAACUAAUGGCGAUUAUAAGCAAGAGUUUGCCUGAAUUAGGGCUAAAACGUGAAGAUUGUAACGAAAUGAGUUGGAUUAAUACGACGACGUUUUGGGCGGAUUUCCCGGUCGGGACACCAACGAGUGUUCUUCUUAAGAGGCCAUUAGAACCUCCAGGAGCAUUCUUCAAGAGCAAAUCUGAUUACGUCAAGAAACCUAUCCCAAAAGAAGGAAUGGAGAAGAUUUGGAAAAUGAUGUUGAAAUUCAACAAUGUGUGGAUGCAGUGGAACCCUUACGGUGGAGUGAUGGACAAGAUUCCGGCGAAUGCCACCGCGUUUCCUCACCGGAAAGGAAACUUGUUCAAGAUUCAGUACUUUUCGUUCUGGAACGACGCAAACGUUACAGACGCUAAUCUCGGUUCGAUGAAGGAGCUUUACGACGUGACGGAGCCGUACGUGUCAAGUAACCCGAGAGAAGCGUUUCUGAAUUACAGAGACAUCGAUAUUGGAAGCAAUCUGAGUGGAGAGACAAAUACUGAAGAAGCUGAGAUCUAUGGAUCGAAGUAUUUCUUGGGGAAUUUGAAGAGACUGAUGGAUGUUAAAGCUAAGUAUGAUCCUGAGAAUUUCUUCAGGUAUGAGCAGAGUAUUCCUCCUCUUCGUGCUAUGUGA
Molecule: messenger RNA, 1584 nt
Organism: Eutrema salsugineum
Lineage: Eukaryota; Viridiplantae; Streptophyta; Magnoliopsida; Brassicales; Brassicaceae
Product: berberine bridge enzyme-like 17
Exons: 1
Coding region: 1-1584 (527 amino acids)
Molecular function (GO): oxidoreductase activity; FAD binding
Source: RefSeq, a predicted model, not a curated record